Porites lobata is the source of this 1827-nucleotide messenger RNA. NCBI's taxonomy places the organism in Eukaryota, Metazoa, Cnidaria, Anthozoa, Scleractinia, Poritidae. The record is from the annotation of a GenBank genome assembly.
AUGCCAAAAUCAGGAUCGAUUUUACAUUUCAAAAAUCACAACAAACAAAUACCUAUUCCUUUUGUAGCUUAUGCGGAUUUUGAAUGUUUUACCAAACCAAUGAAUACUUGUUGUCCUAAUCCAGAAGAUUCUUAUAAUUAUAAUUACCAAAAACACGAACCAUCAGGAUUUUGUAUUUUUAUUAAAGGAGUGGUUGAUAAAAGAAUAAAACCAAUCACAUAUACUAAAAAAGAAGAAGAUGAAAAUAUACCAAAAAUAUUCGUAGAAAAACUAACAGAAGCAACUAGAGGUAUUUAUAAUGAUUUUUAUCGCAGACCAAAACCUCUUAUACUAACAAAAGCCGAACAAAAAUCAUUUGAUAAAGCAAUGAUUUGUCAUAUAUGUAACAAAGAUUUAUUUGAAGACAAAGUUAGAGAUCAUUGUCAUUUUACAGGUCAGUAUCGUGGUGCUGCUCAUAACAGUUGUAAUCGUAAGUGUAGGAAACCUUUAGUUUUACCAGUUAUAUUUCAUAAUCUUCAAGGGUAUGACGCUCAUUUGUUUAUGAAACAACUCGCAACUUUACCAGGUGAGUUAAAUUGCAUUCCUUCAACGGAAGAAAAAUACAUAUCCUUUUCUAAAAAGAUUAAAGUUGAUGAGUAUAGGUCUAAAAAAAACGAUGAAAUGGUUUCAUUGUAUUUUGAAAUUCGUUCCGUAGAUUCAUUUAAGUUUCUUCAAACAUCACUUGCUAAUCUUGUUUCAAAUUUACAACCAGAUGAUUUUCAUAAUACAAAACGAGAAUUUAAGAAAAAUGUAGAUCUACUUACUCGUAAGGGAGUUUAUCCUUAUGAUUAUGUUUCAUCACUUGAAAAACUAACCGAAACACAAUUACCACAAAAAGAAGAAUUUUAUUCGAAACUAAAUGAUGAAGACAUAACUGAAGAUGAUUACCAACACGCAAUAAACGUGUGGAAUACUUUUAAAUGUAAAUCAUUAAGAGAUUAUCACGAUCUUUACCUAAAGUCUGAUGUCCUACUUUUGUCAGAUGUUUUUGAAAACUUAAGAAAAACUUGUCUAAAACAUUACAAGUUAGAUCCAGCACAUUAUUACACAUCUCCAGGUUUAGCUUGGGAUGCUUGUCUCAAAGAAACAGGGCAGGAAUUACAGUUACUACAUGAUUAUGAUAUGUUAAUGAUGAUUGAAAAAGGUAUUCGUGGUGGUAUUACUCACAUAUCGAAAAGAUACGCAGAAGCGAAUAACAAAUAUAUGAAAUCUUACAAUCCUGAUGAGGAGUCUAGUUAUAUUCAAUAUCUCGAUGCAAAUAACCUUUAUGGUUGGGCAAUGUCUCAAUCACUUCCUACACACGGAUUUAAAUGGAUGAGAAACCUAACAAAAGAGACAUUAAUGGAAAUCCUAGAAAAAGUAAAUCAUAGUAUGUCGAAUCGUGGAAGAAAAGGAUAUAUAUUUGAAGUUGAUUUGGAAUAUCCUUCAUCCUUAUAGGAAAAACAUAAUGACUAUCCUCUAGCACCUGAGAAGAUGAUUGUUAAUGGCGUUGAAAAACGAAUUUGUCAUUUUAAACCAAGAAAAAAUUAUGUUGUACAUUAUCGAAAUCUUAGACAAUAUCUUGAAAUGGGAAUGAGAAUAACUGCGGUUCAUAGAGGAAUAUCUUUUAACCAAAGACCUUGGAUGGAACCAUAUAUACGAAAAAACACAGAACUUCGGAAAACAGCAGCCAACAGUUUUGGGAAAGACUUUUUUAAACUGAUGAAUAAUUCAGUAUUUGGAAAAACAAUAGAAAAUAUACGAAAAAGACAAAAUAUAGAACUUGUUGAUAAUCGUAAGCUAAACUAA